UUUGCCUCGGCGCCCCGAGAUUAGAUUUCGCGCGGUUCCCGCGCUCAUCGACAGCGCGAUAUAGUGGACGUGCCAGUCGGAGGCUGCUCUGCAAUUCCAACCUCCCGUUCCGGCCUUCACGCGGCGGAAUAUUGCAAUUCGUUCGCUGGGUAUCGUCGCCUCGCAGUGCCGGCGAAUGGACCGCUCGACGGCGUUCGCCUGGCGCUGCGUCGCGUGCGAAUAAAGCACUUUGUCCGUCGCGCGCUGCCGUGACGAAUCGGAAAUGUUGAUUGCUAUUGUUGCCGGUCGCGCGAGCGCGCGUGUCAGUGGCACGAUUUCCGCGAGCCGACCGAGCGAAGCUCGCGCGCGCCUCUCUCUCUCUCUCUCUCUCUCUCUCUGCUUUCGCCCGAGCUGCGCUGGCGCGAUUUCAAGGGUUCGCUGUUCGCGCGUUCUACCCCGCCGACGUGCUCGUCUGGAAAAGCGACGUGAACGCGUACGGCGACGAGGCGAGCAAUUAAGUCGCAAGAUUGAAUUUGAAUUCAGGCGUGAAUGCGGCAGUGAUUGCGAAAGCUCGCUAACUUUUGCAUCAGUAAUAUAUUCAUUGUGCACGGCUCAAAGUGGGAAACGGGUCGGAUCCGGCCGGACGCGUAUACGUAUAUACGUAUACGCGACGACAAAGAGCAGCGUUGAUAAAUACUUAAUUGGCGUUGAAUCAAACGCAUUAUGGACCGCCAUUGAGUUGGCGGUAAGCGCAUUUAUUAGACGACAAUCUACGCGCUGGGCUAUACGCCGCCGAGGCUGCUUUUCAAAUCCGAAGUCGUUCGUUAGGACGAGAGACGCGCUCGCGUCCGUGCGCCCGGCCCGCGCCGACCCGCGCCGGCCCGCGCCGGCCUCUGCGCAUGUCAUCGCAAGCCACACGCAAAGGGGCGUGCGUGCACGCUGAUCGAUGGAUGCACCUCUCAGUCGUUCACCUGCGUCGCGCGCUCACGGCGCACGCGAGGCGCGAUGCCACUAGCCAGCAGCGAUUCCGCGAGAGCGUCGCCGAAAUUAAUCGAUGCUCGAUUUGCGGAUCUUUAGCGGCGGAUCGAGAUCCAGCGACGGAGAGCCCACCGCCCGAGCGCUAUCCAGCAACAUGCACGACAUCGACAAGUUCGGCAAGUACCAGCUGACCAUUUACGUGCUCAUCACACUGCCCCUCAUACUGUCGGCGGGAUUCACCCUCGACUAUGUGUUCACCGCCGGCGAAGUCAAGUACAGGUGUCUGGUGCCGGAGUGCGAGCGCGCCGACGGCACGCCGCUCGCGGCUCAAUUCUGGCUGAACGACUCGCUGCCCGAGGAGAACUGCAUGCGCUACGCGAGGAGCGCCCGGCAGGGCGCGCAGGACUGCGCGAGCCCGGAUUUCUUCGAAAGGGACCGGCUGAUUCCCUGCGACCAGUGGCUUUACGACCCCGACGAACUCACCAUACACAAUGAGUGGGGCAUAACAUGCGACGCAAACAAGUGGAAGCUGACCCUCAUCGGCACACUGAACAACCUGGGCCAACUGGUUGGAUUGACCUUCGCAUCAACCUUUUCGGACAAAUACGGCAGGCGCAAGGUGCUCACGACCAUCACGUGCCUCGCUGGACUCAGCGGUUUAGUGCACUCGUUUUCCGUCAACUACUGGAUGUUCGCCGUGUUCGAGUUCGUUGACGCCUGUUUCGCCGCGGGCAUCUACAGCUCCGGAUUCAUUUACGCGAUGGAGAUGACGGGAGUCGAAAAGAGGAUCCUCGGUAGCACGGUGAUCUCGUGCAUCUACGCCAUCGGCGAAAUGUGGCUGGGCCUCGCGGCCAUGUGGACGAGGAACUGGAGGCUCCUCAUGAGGGUCAUCUACGGUCCUGGGCUGCUGGUCAUUCUGCUCAAUUUCGUUUUGCCCGAAUCGGUCAGGUGGCUUCUGGCGAACGACAAGCGCGACCUGGCCGAUAAAGUCUACCGGAAAAUGGCUCGAGUGAACAAGCUCAACAUCUCCGAGGACGCCUUCAUGGAGCUGAAGAGCGUGGACAGCGAGAAGAGCAAAGAGGAGGAGACGAAGAGGCUCGAGAAAUCGACCGAGCUGGCCGACAACAAGCCGGAAGCUCGCGUCGCGCAGAUCUUCAAGAGCCCCAAGAUCCUCGUCCGACUGCUCAUCUGCUCGUUUUGCUGGCUGACCAACACCUUCGUCUAUUACGGCUUGUCGCUCAACUCCACCGAGUUCGCCGGCAACAAGUACGUCAACUUCAUCCUCGUCAGUGCCAUUGAGAUUCCCGGCAACAUCCUCGUGUUGCCCUUGCUCAACAAGUUGGGCCGCAAGCCCACGCUCUGCGGUGCUUUCUUGCUCAGCGGCGUAUUCUGUCUGGUCAUUCAGUUCUUCCCUAAAUCCGACAGCGGUAUCUGGGCCACUGUCGCGCUCGUCAUUUACAUCUGCGGCAAAGGCUGCAUCACCAUGGCCUUUAACACCUCGUACGUGUAUACCACGGAAUUGUUCCCCACGACCUUGAGGCAUUCACUUUUGGGCUUUUGCAGCAUGACCGGUCGCAUCGGAUCUAUUUUGGCGCCUCAGACGCCUCUGUUGGCGAAGUACAUCUACGAGGGGCUGCCGCUGUUACUUUUCGGAAGCAUGAGUUUGACGGCUGGCCUCUUGUCGCUCAAUUUCCCGGAGACCCUGGGUACCAAACUACCCGACACCAUCGAGGAAGCCGAAGUCGUGGGCUUGAGAAAGGACGCGGACAAACCGGAAAAGGAAUCGGCGAUUUCAUCUGCUUGACCCCGCUCGACUGCCAAUGCGAACAAGAUGACGAUCAUCGCGCAUGAGGAUUUUUCUUGGGUUCUAGUGCGAAAGAGCGGACAGUAUGCGUUCAUCGUUGAAUCGUUCCGUUGACUGUGACCUUGCUACGCGCCAUGAACUCCAGUGCCGACUAUAAAGACAUUCUUUUUAACGCGAGCUGCCGGUAUUGGCAGACAUGUUGAUUUAUGUGGUUAACGACUCAUUCAGUAUUACGCUUGUAAGCAUUCUGUCGCGGAUGACCACGAUGUUCGUGCCUUCCUAUUUCAAUUAGAAUGAUUUCGUUGAUUCUAUUAAAGUCGACUGAAUUUGUAAUUUCAACUGUUUCUCUCUGUUUCUCUCUCUCUCUCUCUCUCCCUUUAUUUACAAUUGUCUACGUUUUUUUUUGAUUGCGUAAACGAUGCUACAACAAAAUUGAUAACAUAAUUACCAACAUGAAACUUCAAAUUUUUCCGAGUGCAAAAGUAUGCUUGAAUUAAAACGCAUAUCGUGUAAAGAAACUGUUGAACGAAUGAUAUAUUAUUCCUGUUGCGCGUGAAUAAACAUUGACCAGUUUAGACAGAUUUUUUGUCAAAGAUAAUAAACAUUCUAUAGUUUCGAUAAUCAAACGAUCAUUUAGUGAAUGAUGAUGGA
Molecule: messenger RNA, 3412 nt
Organism: Phymastichus coffea
Lineage: Eukaryota; Metazoa; Arthropoda; Insecta; Hymenoptera; Eulophidae
Product: organic cation transporter protein-like
Exons: 9
Coding region: 1034-2761 (575 amino acids)
Biological process (GO): transmembrane transport
Cellular component (GO): membrane
Molecular function (GO): transmembrane transporter activity
Source: RefSeq, a predicted model, not a curated record